AUGCGUGUUAUGUACGUGGGCACAAAUGUGCGUGCAAGAAGGUCUGUGUGCGCAUGCGUGCACACGCGCGUGUGCAAGUAUCCGUGCAUAUGUGCAUCCAUCUAUGCGCAACCCUGGAAGGUGCAGCGACCGGAGCCGAGCUGCAAGCCCAAGAGCGAGUACCAGCCCUCGGAUACACCCUUCGAGAAGGAGACGCAGUACCAGAAGGAUUUCCGCGCCUGGCCCAUCCCCAAGCGGGGCGACCAUCCCUGGAUCCCCAAACCGGGACCUUCCCCCGUCCUCGCCCCGGACCGCGGUUCCCCGGAGAAACCGGCUCAGGAGAAGCGGCGGAAGGUGCUCCCCGGUCCCGAGAAGAAGGAGGAAGACCCCGAGGUGGAGGAUGAGCAUCCCAAAGCGGUGCGAGCCGGGGACGGGAGAGAGAAGGGUCGGAAGAAGGCGGAGGAGGCGGGCGGAAACGAGUUCAGACCCUGGGUAGAUGUCAAGCCUGUGAAAGCUAUAAAAGCAAAGGCCCAGUACAAGCCGCCAGAGGAGAAAAUGACCCACGAAACCAGUUACAGCGCUCAAUUCAAGGGGGAAACCAGUAAGCCAGCUCCAGCCGAUAACAAAUUCCUGGAGCGCAGAAGGAUACGCACUCUCUACAGCGAACCCUACAAAGAACCGCCAAAGGUGGAAAAGCCUAGCGUAAAGCCUUCCAAACCAAAAAAGACCACAACAAGCCAUAAACCCCUGAAAAAGGCCAAAGACAAGCAGAUUGCAUCUGGCCGGGCUGCCAAGAAAAAGAGCGCCGAGACCUCCAACACAGCAAAGCCAGAGGACAAGGAGAAAAGUAAAGAGAUGAACAAUAAACUGGCUGAGGCAAAAGAGACCCCUGACAAAAACACUGGUGCUACAGACCAAGAACCAAGUACCUUAGUGCAGGACCAACGCACAUGAAGUCGAGCACUUUCUUCUGAGCGGCGAUUGGAGCAAACAUAUAGUCUGCAUGAAAUGUGUAUCGUCUGGCUGGCAUACAAUAAAGCUGAUGA
Messenger RNA from Pygoscelis adeliae (Adelie penguin), 1025 nucleotides. It is a transcript of the gene MAP6, whose product is annotated as microtubule-associated protein 6. The record is from RefSeq and is a predicted model, not a curated record. The transcript has 5 exons. Gene Ontology annotation, molecular function: calmodulin binding; microtubule binding. Gene Ontology annotation, biological process: positive regulation of axonogenesis; microtubule cytoskeleton organization; cytoskeleton-dependent intracellular transport. Lineage: Eukaryota; Metazoa; Chordata; Aves; Sphenisciformes; Spheniscidae. Gene Ontology annotation, cellular component: microtubule; axon; cis-Golgi network. The coding region runs from base 1 to 933 and encodes 310 amino acids.